GUAGAGGCGAGAAGGAAGAGAGCCUUGAAAAGGCCCGCGACGGACAGACAGGCAGGCUCGUUAUGCAGUCAGGGUGUAGAAUGGCCGUGACGCGCGUGCGCACACGCGGGAGAGCUGGCACGGGAAGCGCGUGCGCGGUGUUUGCUGGGAGGUUUGAGUGGUUCGCUGAGGUAAAAGGCGGUGAAAGACUCGCGCUGAGGGAAGAGUUUCUGCGGUUGGAACCAGAAGUCGGGAGGAACCCGGGGGUGAGGGGAGCUGAAUGGAGCAGGGGCCGAAUGUGAAUUAAAAUGAGCAAACGGAAGUUGAAGGACGAUAGCUUUACAAAUGGGGAAUGCAUUUCAAAGGUACAAAAAAUAUUACAUGAAAGAUUCUGUCACCUGAAUCCAAAUGGAAAGUUAUUUGGACUUGAGCAUCAAUAUAAACAGUUACUUGAGCUGAUAAAACAUACUGCCAUUAAUGGGGAAAGCAAUUCUGUACUUGUUAUUGGACCACGAGGGUCAGGAAAGACUCUGUUAGUUUGCCAUGUCUUAAAAAAACUUUUGGAAAUAAAGGAGGUGAAAGAGAACAUCUUGCAGGUACAUUUAAAUGGAUUAUUACAGACCAAUGAUAGAAUUGCUUUGAAGGAGAUGACAAGACAGCUAAAUUUGGAGAAUGUGGUUGGAGAUAAAGUUUUUGGUAGCUUUGCAGAAAAUCUUGCAUUUCUUCUGGAAGCAUUAAAGAAAGGAGAUCGUGACCACAGUUGCCCUGUUUUGUUCAUUCUAGAUGAGUUUGAUUUGUUUGUCCAUCAUAAGAAUCAAACAUUACUAUAUAACCUUUUUGAUAUAUCACAAUCUGCACAGACGCCUAUAGCUGUUAUUGGUCUGACUUGUAGGCUGGAUAUUCUAGAACUCAUGGAGAAAAGAGUGAAGUCAAGAUUUUCCCACCGGCAAAUAUACUUAAUGAAUUCCUUUGAUUUUAAAACAUAUUUGAAUAUUUGUAAAGAACAGUUAUCCCUUCCUCCAGAAUUUCCAGAAAAGUCCUUUAUCCAGAAGUGGAAUAGACACAUACAGUCUCUUCUAGAAGACAUAAAAGUUCAAGAUGUUCUACAAAAUCAAUUUUAUUAUAAUAAAGACCUGCGGUGUCUAUUCAUGUUGCUGAUGCUUGCUUCAAAUAAUAUAACUGCGUCCCACCCUUAUAUUCGCGUCUCUGACUUCCUGGAAGCCAAUAAAGUAUGCAGAAUGGACACAAAAGCAAAUAUUGUGCAUG
Thamnophis sirtalis is the source of this 1245-nucleotide messenger RNA. Lineage: Eukaryota; Metazoa; Chordata; Lepidosauria; Squamata; Natricidae. The record is from RefSeq and is a predicted model, not a curated record.